Molecule: messenger RNA, 1119 nt
Organism: Lodderomyces elongisporus
Lineage: Eukaryota; Fungi; Ascomycota; Pichiomycetes; Serinales; Debaryomycetaceae
Gene: MTG1
Product: putative GTPase
Exons: 1
Coding region: 1-1119 (372 amino acids)
Biological process (GO): mitochondrial translation
Cellular component (GO): mitochondrion
Molecular function (GO): GTPase activity; GTP binding
Source: RefSeq, a predicted model, not a curated record
AUGAGUAUCUCCUUUGUACCACGAACGAGCUUCCCAAAUUACAAUAUACCCUUGUCUAACUUCAAGGGUCAUCAUCAUAAGGCGCUUUUGAAAUUGGGUCAUCUUGCACCGCAAUUGGAUCUAAUUCUAGAAGUGCGAGAUAGCCGUGCACCAAUUGCAACAACCAAUGUCUUGUUUGACAAACUUCUAGCUUCAAAGAGGAAACUCAUCUUGUAUAGUAAAAAAGAUUUAUCUAUUCUCAAGCCAAAAGUACUACAGCGGUGGCACGGUGCCAAGAAUGAAGACUAUAUGUUUAUUGAUUGUCGUAGUCGUCGCGAUUGCAAAAGGAUUAUUGAUGAGAUAAACAAGAUAUAUAACGGAAUUGAAGACAAACCACCCUUGGGCUUGCGACUGAUUAUUAUUGGUAUGCCAAACGUUGGUAAAUCAACUUUGGUCAAUACAAUGCGAGAAGUGGGCUUAAGAGACCCAGAGCAGAAGGAUGCGAUAUCCACCAAGAUCCGUAAAGUGGCCAAAACCGGAGGUCAACCAGGCGUAACACGUUCUACAAGUGAGAUCAUUAGAUUGUCGCGUGAUCCCGAUUUGAUGGUGUAUGAUACCCCGGGUAUUUUUUUACCUACAGUGAAAGAUGCCGAGACGAUGUUGACAUUGGGCUUGAUUGGAUGUGUGCAUGACUCCUUCAUAGAUCCGGUAAUUUUGGCUGAUUACCUUUUAUUUGUCUUGAAUUUACAAGACCCAUCAGGAAAACUUUAUUCAGCUUAUAUGGAUAGGCCCACCAAUGAUAUCUACGAGCUUAUGUACAACAUUGCAAAGAAGAGAAACACAUUGAAAAAAGAUGGAAGUUAUGAUGAGCUAGGAAUAGCUAUCCAUUGGGUUAAUCUCUGGAAACAGGCAAAGUCGAAGCAAUACAAAGGUCUUUUUGAUUUGACGGCAAUCAUGGAGCUGGAUGAAGAAAAAUUUUCAGACGUCAUUAAUUUGGAACGUGAGCGGAUUGGGUUAACAAAAGUUAAUCAGAAAUUGGUUGAUAGUUUUGGUUCUGAUGGAUUGUCUAAAUCAUCUCAUAGGAAAAGAACAGGCAAAGACCGCGAAGCCGAUAUGAAAAACAGAUUAUUUAAACUUUGA